UGCAAGUUCGCGCCAGCGUCAACCAAAUUCGCUUACUGCUGUUUGAUGAAUGGGGAGAAAGACGUUGCAUCAAACCAAGCUUGGCCGGAGGAGAAAGCCCUAAUCGUCUGGAUCGGAGCAAGCUACCAGUUCGUUUCUUCAAACUUCAGCUUCACGUUUCAAUUUGUUAUUUGAUAUCCAUUUCGAGGUUUUGGAGUUUUCUUGAUCGAUGGCGACCGAAUCUGGCUUUGAAGCUUCUUCUUAUUCCGUGGGUUCAUGCAAUGGGAGCUCGAUGAGUUUUAUUCUCAAAUGCGAGAUUCGUUAUGAAGGAAUUCUCUACCACCUCAACAUCCACGAGUCUACCAUCGGCCUGAAGAAUGAAGGACGAAAGAUCGAUCUCCCGCAGAUCCUUCCAAGUGACAAGGUGUAUGAAUGUAUUCUGUUUCGGAGCAGUGACAUCAAGUCAAAUCAUGCUGGGGUCUCGACUUCACCUCUGUCUGCUUCAGUUGGACGUGAAACAUUGAUGGUCUCAAAACAGUGCCAGGAUACUCUGGCUUUUAAUAAUGGACAGUAUCCAAGCAGGUUGUCUGCAUAUCAAUCUGUAGCUGCAGGUCCAUUGCUAGCAUUUCCAGCAUCCUCAUUAACUCCUUUUCAAUUAUCAGUCUGUGGCAGACGUACUUUCCUCCACAAAAAGACUGUGUUGGUGCAAGAAACUUGGGUGCUUCCACACAUUUUCCUUGUAAUUCUUUGGUAUCAAUUGCUGCUUUAGAACAUUAAGCACCCUCGUUGCUAUCUCCGAGAGAGACACCUGCUCAACAGUUCACUGAAUAAUUUGAUUUUCAAGCCACGAAUGAGGAGUUCAAGAAGGACGUGGGAUUGUCUUGGAAAAGCAAAGCAAAGCAAAGGGAACUUUCAGAGUUUACAGUGAACAACGCGAUUAUUUUUAUCAUGGGGGAGAAAGACAUUGGACGCUACCUGGUGCUAAGGUAUGGCUUGGAAUAAUAUCAUACAUUUCAUGGUUUACGUUCCUCUUCUGUUGCGUUUCUCUGUGCUGCCUGCAUAUAACAAGAAUGUAUUCUGAUGCAAUUUCCAAUUCUCUUGAACGCAGAUCAAGGAAUAGACACAACCGGUUAUCUAGGCCAAUGAAAUUUGGCGCAGAGGUUUUGUCUUAUUUUGUUUAUCUGGUAUUUCUGCUCUGAUGGCAGGUAACUUAAAGUGAUUCUUUAGAAUAAAACGGCUUUAUGCAGACAAGCGGCGACAUUCCACAAAUGCGCGGCAACGUUGGCUAUGGCAUUAGAAGUGGUGAGAAUUUCUGGGUCUCAAAUAACUUGAGACGGGGAUACAAUUAUGGUGGGAGAAGGCUCUUAGCUGAGUAAUAAUACUUCGCUGCUAGCUGGAUUCACAAGUUUUUUUUCCUGUUGUACUAGAUUGGGCUAAACAAAUUGCUGGACCUCGGAAGUAGGCCAGCAAGUUUGGGAUCAUUCCUUAAUAUCUACUUCCAACUUGCCAGUAACUCUCAAG
Molecule: messenger RNA, 1500 nt
Organism: Cucurbita pepo subsp. pepo (vegetable marrow)
Lineage: Eukaryota; Viridiplantae; Streptophyta; Magnoliopsida; Cucurbitales; Cucurbitaceae
Source: RefSeq, a predicted model, not a curated record